Chiroxiphia lanceolata (lance-tailed manakin) is the source of this 2460-nucleotide messenger RNA. Its product is annotated as zinc finger protein 239-like. The record is from RefSeq and is a predicted model, not a curated record. The transcript is spliced from 3 exons. Bases 1060 to 1953 code for a protein of 297 amino acids. Gene Ontology annotation, molecular function: RNA polymerase II cis-regulatory region sequence-specific DNA binding; DNA-binding transcription factor activity. Gene Ontology annotation, biological process: regulation of transcription by RNA polymerase II. NCBI's taxonomy places the organism in Eukaryota, Metazoa, Chordata, Aves, Passeriformes, Pipridae.
CUCAGGAAACCCCCCAAUAUUAAAUUCAGUCCCCAUCAUGUAGUCGUGAAAGAAGUUGUCAGUGAAUUUGCCAGAAAGCAUGAAAAAUAGAAGAGCACACAGUUAUACACAAAUACAGGUAAUUACUGUUCUGACCACACAUUCCAGAUUAAUUUGGUGCAGUGGUAAUAAAAAUCAUAAACCCACGUAACGCUGUGCAAGAGAACACAGAUUGACCAAGUGAAGUCAGACAUUAACAGAGAUAAAUUCAAGAAGGUCAACAGUGCACUGUUUUACUCCUGCUAACACUUGUGGACAGUCUGACUCUGACUUCAUUUACAGGACGGACGUACCUGUGCCCCUGGGGCUGCCAGUGCCAUGGUGGGCAGCAGGAACCACAGAGGAUGGUACCAGUGAGGCAAAGAGCCACAGCCAGAUAUUGGCUUCUGUAUCUGGGUCAGCAGAAUGGAUUCUGUCUUUCCAUUUGCAUGACCCAUUGCAGCUCAACAAUUUCAGUGUCUGAUUGCCCAGGAUUCUCUCACACUAAACUUCAGAGAGCAGCCUUUGGCACUGGUAGGCAAAAGUAGCCUUUAAUCCUUGCAAACAUGGAAACUGCACAUCCCAGGAUAUUGGCACAGCACAGCAGAGGAGUCCAGUUGUCAGAAAUGAUAGCAGGGGAGAAGUGGAAGGAGAAAGCAUUUGCACACCAAAGCACAGGGGUAAUGAUCAAGGCCUGAAGUCCAGUGAAUUCAUAUUUAUUCUCUACACUGAAACUAGGAAGAAAAAAAUUGAGUUUUAAGUGACACUACGUUAAUUCAGUUUUUGAUCAAUAUAUAGCAAAUCAAUCAAGUGCUCAUGAAGUGACCUCACUCCCCUCAUCCUCCCAAUUAAACACCUUUUUUUUGGCUGAAUCUUCAUAUUUUGGCUGAAUCUUAACAUUUUGCAGUUAGGGUAGGGGUUCAUCUUGCUAUUUCUGAGGGGCUUUUUACGUGAAUCUUGUUAGUGGUUUGGGCUUUUCUGGGCUGAAUCUUGGUGUUUUGGAGCUUUUUAUGAUCACAGGAUGCCCGGUAAGUUCUAGAGAUGGACUUGGGCAGGAGGAACCCCCAAGCCAAUGUGCUCAGCCCUUGUUUUCCCCCCCAUCAGGAUUUCUCCUUCCCAAAGCUUGGCCAGAUGAAGGAGGCUGCGAGGAAGAGGAAGAUGCCGCGGGCCCCCCAGGCAGGCCCCGAGCUGAGGACGGAGAGCCCGGAGGACAAAUCCCCCCGGCAGAGCCUGGUGGGAGAGGCCAUUUUGAAGGGCUCCACAGCGCAGGAAGGCAGCGGGGAGGAAAAGGGCCAGAGAUCCCCCAGUGGGAGGGGCUGCAAAGCCAGCCCAGGGUGCUCUGAGGAGGAAAGAGCCAGCCUGUGCCGGGAAGGCCACCGGAGCCUGAGCCAGACCUCUGACCUGGUGGUCCCUGAGCAGCCUCCCAGCAGGGACAAGCCCUUCAGGUGCUUGGAAUGUGGGAAGAGCUUCAGGAAGAGCUCCACCCUCCUCACCCACCAGCGCAUCCACACCAGGGAACGGCCCUACACAUGUAGGGAAUGUGGGAAGAGGUUCAGGAACAACUCCAACCAGAUCCAACACCAGCUCAUCCACACUGGGGAACGGCCCUACUCGUGUGGGGAAUGUGGAAAGAGCUUCAGGCAGAUCUCCCACCUUCUCAAGCACCAGCACAUCCACACUGGAGAACGGCCCUACAAGUGCUUGGAGUGUGGGAAGAUGUUUCAGACCAGCUCAGAUCUCCUCCUGCACCACCGGACACACACGGAUGAGAGGCCCUUCCGCUGCACCGACUGUGGGAAGGGCUUCAGCCAGAACUCCCACCUCAUCAGGCACCGUCGCAUCCACACCGGGGAGAGGCCCUACAAGUGUGGGGAGUGUGGGAAGAGCUUCACCCAGAGCGGUAACUUGACCACACACCAACGGACCCACCGGUAAGGGAAGCCCUCGAGUGCCCUGACUGCAGGAAAAGCUUCAGUUGCUCUUCUACCCCGAAUGAACCCCCUGAUGGGGAGGCAACCCCUGGAGUCCAGUGACUGUCAGUCCAUCCCUUUCUACCACAAAGGGCCAGUCUCCUUUCCCAGGGGCAGCUUCUUCCAACAGGACCCUUCCUGGAGAGGUGUGUGGAUAUUCCUGCCUUGGCUGGGGACCCCCCAAGGUCACUCCUGGAGGUUGAGAGCAGAGAUCUCUCCCCGAGCGUUGGUCUGGGGGAGUUCCAUCCAUCUCUAAUUAAGAAUUAUUGCUUUUGUGCCAACUUUAGUAGAAUUGCUUCAACAAUUGCUUUAGUGUAGAUAUUUUAGUGUCUUAUCCUGUACUCCUGGUACUUUUAGUGUGUAUAUUGUGCAUAAUUCUGCUGAAGACCUUUUGUCUGAUCAUUUGUAACCCUAAAUAAUUCAUUUCUAUCAAUAGAUCUGAUUUGCCAUCAUUAAAACCUGGGGGACAAAA